UGGGAGAACAGGUUUCUGUCUGCUGGUGACAAACAGACUGUUUAAGAGCAAGUUAUGGGUCUUGAAUCUGCUGCCAUCACAGGAGGAGUAGUAGGAGCAAUUGGUGCAGUGCUCAUGGCCCCUGCUGCCUUGACCGCCAUUGGUUUCACCUCAGCUGGGAUAGCAGCGGGCUCCUACGCUGCGAGCAUGAUGUCUGCUACUGCCACCGCUAAUGGAGGCGGGGUGACAGCAGGAAGCCUGGUUGCGAUUCUACAGUCUGCAGGUGCAUCUGGUUUUACAGCGUUUGCCAACACGGUUGUGGCCAGCAUUGGAGGUGCUCUUGGAACCGUUAUUGGAGUUGGAGUGGAAAGGCUGUCAAACAUCUUUCAGAAACGAAAGAAACAAAAAAGAAGGGAGGAAGCAAUGCAAGCCAUUCUGUUUGGUGUCGCUGCAGGGGCUUUAUUUCUCUGGUUAAAACGCUAAUUAUUAUUUUUGCUUUCCCAGUAUUGGUGACCUCACAUUACAUAUUUCACUGGUGAGGAACUAAAAGAGCCACUUCAUCAUCUCAUUUCUGUUUCAUUGAUGCUCCAGUUAAACAAAAAAAGACAGAAACCAACUUUCAUUAAUUUCUUUACAUAAAGUUUAAAAUAUAUUAAUACCCUGUGUGAUGAUCAAUACAAAGUGAAAUAGAAGAAACAUUAUUCAUGGAUUUCUAAUUGACUAUAACGUAAAACUAAAUUUGUAUUAAUUCCCCUGGGAGUAUUCAGGGGAGUGAUACAGGAUCUAUAUUUGUAUUUAUUUUUUUCUGAACUGCCUUCCGCUACAGAUUUGACAUUACUUUUUUGAUUUUGCUUUUUUCAGUUGAAACCAGAAGAAUACAUUUAUCAAAUAAGUAUAUGUAAACUUCUAGUUUCAACUGUAACUAGAAUCUUAGAUAUUUAAGAAAAAUAAUUCCCUACUAUCUGAAUAAAAAAAAUAUUUAUUCUGGUAAAUGGUAUGGAGUGUCAUGUAAAGUAGAGUUUAGCCUCCCUCCCAAGGGAAGUCCAGGUUUAAGGAGUAUCUAAAUAACAAAAAUGUUUUGACAUUAUAAAAAGGUUAUAUGAAAUUAGGAAAUGUAAUUUUGACUAGCCUACAGUGUAAAGUACUGUGAAGCAGUAGUACUUAUUGGGAAUUGUAACAAUUAUCAGUAAUAAUCAUGUUCAAUGUAUUUCCAAAUUAGAAAUGACCUAUAACCUCAAUUAAAGUUGAUCAGAGUUUAA
Messenger RNA from Poeciliopsis prolifica (blackstripe livebearer), 1238 nucleotides. Its product is annotated as interferon alpha-inducible protein 27-like protein 2A. Gene Ontology annotation, biological process: apoptotic signaling pathway. The transcript has 4 exons. The coding region runs from base 55 to 462 and encodes 135 amino acids. NCBI's taxonomy places the organism in Eukaryota, Metazoa, Chordata, Actinopteri, Cyprinodontiformes, Poeciliidae. The record is from RefSeq and is a predicted model, not a curated record. Gene Ontology annotation, cellular component: membrane; mitochondrion.